Molecule: messenger RNA, 4153 nt
Organism: Cladocopium goreaui
Lineage: Eukaryota; Dinophyceae; Suessiales; Symbiodiniaceae
Source: the annotation of a GenBank genome assembly
GCCAGUACCUGAUGCAGCCUUUGUCGCAUUGUGCUCGCUUCUAGAGGCCAGAGGCAAGGGGACGACCCUGACAUAUGAAGAGGCAGCGGACGUCAUGCUCCAAGCACACAAUACACAUCGAAAAGUGACCAAAGGUAGACCUCGGCUGACGUUUCUCUGCUUAGUGAUAGGAGAAGGAUACUACAACAAGGCCCAGACUAUCUGUGACCAAGAGGCUAGACGGUCCAACGAUGUGCCCCUCCACUUGUGGAAGGCCUAUGCUUUGCAUUGCGAGGGCAGCACUCGAGAAGCUAUUUUGGAAGCAGAGUCCUGUGUUGGAAAGCGCGAUAUGGGCCUUCCGUUCGCUAGCGCUCUUGCAUUCUUCCAUGAGCAGUUGGCAACUGUGGAUCAAGAUGCAGUGCGCGAAAUGAACCUGCGCCGAUCGCAGGAGUUGCACCAUGCGCCGGAAAACUCCAGAGUCUUAACGGCCCGCUUCUACACCAUGGUUGGAGAAGUGGAGAAGGCUCAGGAGGUCCUAAACACCUUAGAUGGUGUUGAAAGCCCGGCUGCAAACUCCGCACGUGGCUGGAAUGGCUUUGUAGCAGGCAAGAAGGCCAAUGCCGCAAGUGGCAAAACCUCCAUUGCCUUUCUGGAUCAGUGCGCGCAGUACUUCGACAACGCCAGUGGUAGCGGUGCAGAGCUUGAGAACUUGGAUGCUUUGAUGGGAAAGGCAAAGGUCUUAGAAGGGAAGCGUCAAUGGGUACAAGCUCUCGAUGCCUUGAACAAAGUCAUUGUGAUCCACGACUGGUUCCUUCCAGCUCUUGUCGAGAAGGCCAAAGCAUUGAUGAUGACAGCAGACUGGGAUCAGGCUUUAGAAGCUGCUGGCCGACUUCAACAACAAGAAGCCAACAACAUCGAAGCUCUGCGUCUGAAUGUCUUGUUUCUGCUCUCCAGGGAAUCUCGAUGUGAAGAAGCUGCAGAAAGACUUCAGGAGUUGGUAACAGCUUUACAACAACUGGAGCCUAGGAAUCAUGAUCUCACCUUGUCGUGUGCACAACUCUUCUCACGUUUGGCGGGUCGCCACAAAGCAAUCCUCAACAUCACUUUCAACAUGAUGAAGAGGGUUACAGAUGCCGUACCUGAAAGGGCCAAAUAUUUGACCGAGUUGGGCUACCAGUAUAUGAUGCAAGGUGAACUACCAAAGGCUGAGCAAACCUUCCAUGCAGCAGUUGCCAAAGAUGAGACUGAUGUGCGGGCCCUGUUCGGUAUCAUCAACUGCCGGGUUCAGGAAGGCAGUCUGGACGAUGCAGAGGAACAGCUGGAAUUCUUGAGCGAGAUUCAAAUCUCGGUGGGGAAGUCCCCAGAUCUGGCUUUCUUGCAAUCUUUGAUUGCUUGGCGCAAGCGCAGGGAUGCAGAGGGAGCACUGAACCUUCUGAACGAAACCCUCACCUUACACAUCACCAAUUUCAAGUCGGCAGUAGGCUAUGAUUUUUUCAUCAAGCUGAAUGCGGAUUUCAUGUUGGAAAUUGCCCGGGAGUAUUUGCAGCACACCAUUUCGGGUGGCACGGAUGACGCGGCCAAGCCUGGGGGAUACCUCCUACGAGGUGUGCAGGUGCUGGAGACCUUGACGCGCUUUGUGCCAGGGUUGGUGCCUGCACAGGUGCUGCUGGCGAAAGCGAAGGUGGCUCUCAAUGAGGUUGAUGCAGCCACCCGCAUCUUGCAUCAAUGCCUGCGUUUGGAUCCAAGUUCUGCUGAUACCCACCUUCUGCUGGCCCGGAUCUAUCAUCAGAAAGAUCAGCAAAAUGCGGCAUUGCAAUAUUUGGAGCAGGGACUGAGCCAUGAUUUCAGCGUGAGAAGCCAUCCCCUAUAUUACUUGGUGAAGGCCGAGGUGUUGUCAUCUGCCGGAGAGGUGGAGCAAGCGUCCAAACUCCUGGAGUCUGCCAUGGCACUGCCUGGUGUCAAAAGCGAUGCCAAGGGCAAAGCGGUUCAGCUGAGCCAGGGAGAUCGUUGUGCUUUGUUCACUCUGCACAUCAGCCUGCUCACCAAAUUGAAACAACUGGAUCAAGCUAGCGAAAUCGUGAAGACAGCCAUUGCGGAAUUUGCUGGAACGCCAGAGGAAGUAAAGAUCCUUGUGGCCAACAGCCAGUUGGCGAUUGAGAAGGGCGAAAUUGAUCAAGCACUCAACAUGCUGCGAACCAUGAAGCCAGACCAUCCGCAGUUUGCCAUGGCCAAAGCAGCGAUGGCUGACAUCUACUUGAAGCACAGGAAGGACAAGAAAGCCUAUGCCAGAUGUUACAAGGCCAUUGUUGAUCAUGCUCCGACCGUGCAGAACUACUUAAUUCUUGGUGAUGCUCUCCUCUCCAUUCAGGAACCUGCUGAUGCGAUCCUUGCAUUUCAACAGGCAAUGGAGAUUGACAGCCACAAGGAUCCAAGUUUGGUGCGCAAAAUUGGUAGUGCUAUGAUGCAGACCCAUGACUAUGAGAGGGCCAUUCAAUACUACCAUGAUGCUUUGAAAAAGCCAUCUGCACAGCAACAGGAGCUGCGACAGGAUUUGGCGAGGUUGUACCGGCGAUUGCAGCGCUGGGAUGAUGCAAUCCGAGAGCUGGAGGAAGCUUUGCAAGUUGUCAUGGAGGAAGGCUUCAAGAAAACCAGAUACCGAGUGGAUACCCUGGUUCAAUUGGCCAAGGUCCACAGUGACUUUGCAGAUAGCCGCGCAAAUCUUUCUGGUGGCAUGACAGGUGCUGUUCCACAAUGCUCAGAAUGCCUGCGUCAAGCCAGAGAUUUAUUGAAUGAGCUCCUCAUGCAAGUGCGUGUGGAUGAUGAGCAGACCUUGAAGACGUUACGGCAAGAGAGUGCAGAUUUGAACUUCAUGCUUGGGGAGUACUACGAGACAAGAGAAAGAAAUUUGGAGUAUGCAGUUGGCUACUAUGGAGAAACCUUGCGGCAUGAUGAUGCACAUGAAAAAAGCAUCCUAGCUCUGGCUCGAAUCCAUCUUCACAAGAACGAGCUUGAAGUUUGUGAGAAACAGCUGAUGACACUCCUGCGUGUCGAUCCUUCCAAUGAGGAAGCAUCAAUGCUCAUGGCUGAAUUAAACAUGAUGCUUGCAGCACAGGGUGGUCGCAGUGAUGGUGGUGCACAAGAAUACAAAGAUGCAACCUUCUAUUACCAGGCUCUGCUUGAAAAGAAGCCUGGCAACUACACAGCUCUCUCGAAGUUGAUUUUCUUACUUCGUCGUGCUGGGCGGCUUCGUGAUGCCCCAAAGUACAUCCAAGCGGCCGAGAAGGCUUGCACCAGAUCACCGGACCGUGAGGCAGGUCUUCGUUUUUGUCGAGGCACCUACUAUCGAUGGAUCAGCAAGCAACAGGAUGCCCUGGUGGAGCUGAACUUUGCACGGCGAGAUCCAGAUUUUCGGGUGGAAGCAUUGACUCACAUGAUCGAGAUCUAUUUGAAUCCAGACCCCAAUGCGGGUUUGGAAGCCCUCGAUCCCGCGACAGAACCGCUCAAUGACAACCUCAGGGAAGUUGACAACUUGCUGAAGGAGCUCAGUCAAGUGAAUAAGCAGUCAUGGAAUCCGAGACUGAAGGUCUACCAGUGCCAAAGCCUCAUGUUCACCAAGCAAAAGACAAAUGUGGAACAUGCCUUGAACCAACUGAUGGACAUCUACAACGACAAAAAGGAUUACAUUCCGGCACUACUGGCAAUGUCUCAAGGCCUCAUCAUUCAGAAGCAGCAGACAAAGGCAAGAAACCAACUCAAAAGAAUUGCUGACUUGGCCAAGAAAGGUUACAACCCAGAAUUUAUGGAUGACUUUGAGAGAGCUUGGCUUUUGCUGGCUGAAAUUUAUAUCCAGUCCUCCAAGUAUGACCUUGCAUCGUCUUUGUGCCAUUUGGCCAAGGAUCACAACCGAUCUUGCGGCAAGGCCUGGGAGCAGCUAGGCUUGAUCUAUGAGAAGGAGCAGGCAUACAAGGACGCUGCUUCUCACUACGAAAAGGCCUGGGAGUUCUGCAACGAGGCUUCACCUGCCGUGGGCUACCGUCUGGCCUUCAAUUACUUGAAAGCCAAACGAUACGUCCCUGCCAUCAACAUCUGCCAGAGCGUCCUGAAGAUCUCAGAAAACUAUCCAAAGAUCAAAAAGGAUGUUCUUGAAAAGGCCCGCAGUCUACUCAGAUCAUGA